CGACUCAGUCCUACUGUGAGAACCCCGGGCGCCAUGGCCCAGCCCGGGAUCCCGGCCGCCCGCGGCGCCGCAGCGGGCCUCCAGGCCCAGAACGGGGCCGCCUCGGCCUCGGGGUCUCCUUACACCAACGGUCCUGUCCAAAAUACACUGAUGUCAUCACAAGUGUCAUCGGGCCAAGGAUAUGAUUCCCAACUUCCAGGAUCCUACCCUCGUCCAAUGCCAGCAAAGACUUUGAAUCCAUUCUCUGCACAGUCGAACUUUGGUGGUUCUCAGGGAUCUGGGCAGACUCUUAAUAGACCACUUGUGGCUUCUAAUCCAGUACCACCUUCACUUCAUAGUGGUCCUUCCCGAAUGCCACCACCUCCUUCUCAGAACCCAACUGCUACAUCAAUGCCUUCUGGUAGCUUUCUUCCUGGAACCAAUGUACCACCACCACCUUUAAACUGGCAAUAUAACUACCCAUCCACAGGACCACAGACUAACCACUUUCCUCAUAUAGCUCAACCAUCUAUAUCUGGGAAUACAAAUUUAACAGCAGAUCAUCAGUAUGUUUCUUCUGGAGACCCUGCACUUCAAACCAGCUUCAUAAAGCCAGGUUCUGCACUUCCCUUACAGAAUCCUCCUCUGCCUACCACUUUUCAGCCAGGAGCUCCUCCCGGGCCCCCUCCAGCUGCAGGCCUGCCUCCCAACCGGCCCCCUCCAGCUGCAGGCCCACCUCCCAACCGCGGCCUCACAUCCCAGAAAACACCUCCUAGGGCUGCACUCCCACCAUCGUUUAACUCAGCUGUCAGCCAUGAUGGUAUUACAGCAAAUGCCAGUAAUGGAUCUAUGGUGACUCAUAGUACUUAUGAUGAAAUUGAAGGAGGUGGCUUCUUGGCAGCACCACAGCCUGCUAAUCAGAACCCCCAAACAAGCCGCAGUGUGGGGUAUGCCUACCCCUCACUGCCACCAGGCUACCAGAACACAGCGCUACCUGGUGCGGCUGGAAUGCCACCACCCUCCCUGAAUUACCCAAGCGGCCCCCAGGCCUUUACUCAGACUCCCUUAGGUGCUAAUCAUUUAACUGCAAGCAUGAGUGGAUUAAGUCUACAUCCAGAGGGUCUAAGAGUUGUCAAUCUUCUUCAAGAAAGAAACAUGCUUCCCUCAACACCUUUGAAGCCUCCAGUCCCAAAUUUGCAUGAAGACAUCCAGAAACUCAACUGUAACCCAGAGUUAUUUCGAUGCACGCUGACCAGCAUCCCUCAGACUCAGGCCUUACUGAAUAAAGCCAAGCUUCCUUUGGGGCUGCUGCUCCACCCUUUUAAGGACCUAGUGCAAUUGCCUGUGGUCACCUCUAGUACAAUUGUGAGAUGCCGUUCAUGCAGGACUUACAUCAACCCUUUCGUCAACUUUCUUGAUCAAAGAAGGUGGAAAUGUAACUUAUGUUAUCGAGUCAAUGAUGUUCCUGAAGAAUUCAUGUACAACCCUUUAACCAGAGUUUAUGGAGAACCUCACAAAAGACCCGAAGUCCAGAAUGCUACUAUUGAGUUUAUGGCUCCUUCAGAAUACAUGUUACGGCCACCACAACCUCCUGUGUACCUCUUUGUGUUUGAUGUAUCUCACAACGCAAUAGAAACUGGAUACUUGAAUUCAGUUUGCCAGAGUUUGUUAGACAAUCUGGAUCUGCUUCCUGGGAACACUAGGACAAAAAUCGGUUUCAUAACAUUUGAUAGCACUAUCCAUUUCUACAGUCUCCAGGAAGGUCUCUCCCAGCCUCAGAUGCUAAUCGUUUCAGACAUUGACGAUGUUUUUAUACCCAUGCCAGAAAACUUACUAGUAAACUUAAAUGAAAGUAAAGAGCUUGUGCAAGAUUUACUGAAAACUUUGCCACAAAUGUUUACUAAGACACUGGAGACUCAGAGUGCCUUGGGUCCUGCACUUCAGGCUGCAUUUAAGCUGAUUUCACCAACUGGUGGUCGAAUAUCUGUCUUCCAAACACAACUCCCAACGCUUGGUGUGGGAGCCCUGAAACCACGAGAGGAACCCAACCAAAGGUCAUCUGCUAAGGAAAUACACCUGACACCAUCCACUGACUUCUAUAAGAAAUUAGCCUUGGACUGUUCUGGCCAGCAGGCAGCUGUUGACUUAUUCCUUCUCAGUGGACAGUAUUCUGAUUUGGCUUCUCUAGGCUGUAUUUCUCGGUAUUCAGCAGGCAGUGUCUAUUACUAUCCCUCGUACCAUCAUCAGCAUAACCCAGUCCAAGUACAGAAAUUACAGAAGGAACUACAGAGGUACCUCACUCGGAAGAUUGGAUUUGAGGCAGUCAUGAGGAUCCGGUGUACCAAAGGUCUUUCCAUUCAUACUUUCCAUGGGAACUUCUUUGUCCGUUCUACAGACUUACUGUCUCUUCCCAAUGUCAACCCAGAUGCUGGGUAUGCUGUUCAGAUGUCAGUAGAAGAAAGUCUUACUGACACUCAGCUCGUUUCUUUUCAGUCAGCACUCUUAUAUACAUCAAGUAAAGGUGAAAGAAGAAUUCGUGUCCAUACUUUAUGUUUGCCAGUAGUUUCCACCCUUAAUGAAGUCUUUCUUGGAGCUGACGUUCAAGCAAUUUCAGGGUUAUUGGCCAACAUGGCUGUUGAUAGGUCAGUGACCGCCAGCCUGAGCGAUGCCCGGGAUGCUCUGGUGAACGCUGUCAUAGACUCUCUCUCAGCUUACCGCUCUUCAGUCCUGAGUAGCCAGCAGCCAGGCCUCAUGGUUCCUUUCUCUUUGAGGCUUUUCCCACUUUUUGUGUUGGCUCUCCUUAAACAGAAGUCAUUCCAGACCGGGACAAACGUGCGUCUAGAUGAGAGAAUUUUUGCCAUGUGUCAAGUGAAAAAUCAGCCAUUGGUUCACCUUAUGCUCACAACACACCCCAGUUUGUACAGAGUUGACAACCUCUCUGAUGAGGGAGCUCUCAACAUCAAUGACAGAACCAUACCUCAGCCCCCCAUUCUUCAGCUCUCAGUGGAGAAGUUGAGCAGAGAUGGAGCGUUCCUCAUGGAUGCGGGCUCAGUACUGAUGCUUUGGGUUGGAAAAAAUUGUGCACAGAAUUUUCUCAGCCAAGUUUUGGGAGUUCAAAACUAUGCAUCAAUUCCACAGACAAUGACAGAACUUCCAGAACUUGAUACACCAGAAUCUGCCAGAACAGUAGCUUUCAUCUCGUGGCUUAGAGAACAGAGGCCAUUUUUCCCAAUACUCUAUGUAAUCAGGGAGGAGAGUCUAAUGAAAGCAGUGUUCCUUCAGAACUUAGUAGAAGACAGAACAGAAUCCGCACUGUCGUAUUAUGAAUUCCUCCUGCACAUACAGCAGCAAGUGAACAAGUGAAGAGACCUGGGCCGCUGAGGAGCCACGUGCAGAUUUCCUGAGAAUGCAGUACCUUCCUUUCCUCCUUAAGCUUGUGAACAAAUGUGAUGAUUAAGAUGUUUCACUGUGAUUUCAACCAACUAUAGCAAAUAAAGGACCACAGCAGAGAGUCAGGUGUGCAACUCCAACAAAAUAUUGUAUUUUUCAAAUCAAAUAGAUGUCUACAUGAUCUGAAACCUUUUUUUUCCCUUUGCUGCCAACUAUGUUUGAGUUGUUGUGGAUUGAGAUGAGACAAUAUUGCAGAGGCAAAGUACAUUUUAUAAAAUAAAGACUUCUGGUAUCUGCAUUUCUAUUUCUCAUUUUUUUAUUUUUCUGAGUUUUUGGCUGCUACAUCUAAAAACCUCACAAGACUAAGUGUUGCAGGGAGCUUCAAAUCUGUCAAUAAUGAUCUUUUUUAAAUUGGAAAAUCCAAAAGUCAGUAGACUGUAGAAAAGCUGGACUCCAUUCCCUUUAUGUACUUGUUUUUUGCCCCACCCCAACUGCUUCUUUUUUAAGGAAGGAAAAGAAUCAUGUUAACUAAAACUGGAGUAAACUAGCUCUGGUCUUACUUGGGAAGAGUAUAAAUUGUAAAGCUUUAAAGUCUAUCAGUAUUCUCUCUACUUGAACAAAGUCACUUUAAUUUGAGGUAAAAACUGUAAUUAGGUGGUUUUUUGCUGUUUUAUUCUGCCAUGAAUAGAAUAUGAGCUGUCUUUAUAAAUAUAUCAGGAAUGGCAAUGAUAAUAGCUGGGAAUUUUGGUAAUCUUGAUUUGCUGAGUAGGUUUUGUUUGGUGCAUUUCUGCUGUGAUUAAUAAAGAGGUAAAGUGUUAUUUUGGCAAAUGAGAGUGAAAGAAGUUAAAGGUUCCAUAAAUACUAUCUUAGAAAGCAUCAACAUUUCUCUAAGGAGUUUAAUAAUUAAAUUGGAAGCCACUCAUAUAUUCUGGGAUAUUAAAACCUGUUAAAGUAUGAUUGCUGCUCUUUGAGUUAGUGGAUAUUAAGAUUGUGCAAACCCAUCAUAUUAAAGUUAUAAAAAAAAAUUUGAUUUUUAUAAAAAGAAACAUGCUUUUAAGACUGCUUAUUUUGAUUCAGUUAGAGAACUAUUACAGUCAAACUAUCAAUGGCUUUUGUUUACAAAUAGGUAAAUAAUCCAUGUGUAUUUAAAGUGCUGUGAUGUGUCUUUAAAAGAGUUUGGCUCUUUUCACAGGUUCAUCUUGUCUUGUAUGAACUUCUUCAAUGAUGUUUGUAUGUAAUACUUGAUGAAGAGGUUUUGUUUGUUUGUUUAUAUAGGUUAGAAAUGUGUUUACAGUCUCACAUGAUCAAUGAAAUCGUAACUUCCAGGUUUACACCCACGUGGGCUAACUUAACUCCUGGGGAAGGAAGCACGGGUCCCCAGAGGAUAUGGCUGCUGCCUGCCAGCUGCUUCAGAGUAACUGUAUCAUGACAACAACAGUGUUAGGGUUAUUUUCCUUUUUUUUUAAUUCCAAGCCAGACAUGAUGGUACAUACGCCUAACCCUGGUACUUGAGAUGCCAAGGCAUGAGAAUUGCUAACCUGGGCUACAUAGCAAGUACCUGACCAGCCAGACUUUGUCUCGAAAGAGACGAUUGAAAAAAAUUUUGUUUUAGUGUACACGUAGUACAGUGAAUUGAAUUUUCUUGAAAGCUGCUUCAUUUACUGAGAAGCAAUAUUCAAGUUAUAACCCAUGAAAUUUAUAUAAUUUCCCCCUUUGAAGCCAUUGUGUACUGAUGUUCCUUUAAAUGAACUAAAGUGUUCCUCUUCCUGUAAUUUUAAAUGUUGGUGUUUGUUUUUUGUUUUGUUUCUUGGUUUUUUGAGACAGAGUUUUUCAGUGUAGCCUUGGCUAUCUUGGACUUGAUUUGUAGACCAGGCUGGCCUCCAACUCAUAGCUGUCUGCCUGCCUCUGCCUCCCUGAGUCUGGUAUUAAAAGUGUGCCAUCAUGCUCAACUAAAUGUUGGUAUUUGUAGAUUCUUUCUUCGUAAUUCCAGAGGGAAAUGUUGUGCUCCUAGGGAAAUCUUCUUUGUGCCUUCCCUGAGAGUCUGACCUUUAUUAGCACCUGCUGGGUUAGUAUAUUUCACAAUUUCUUUUAAAUUUUAUUUUAGAUAUUAUGUAUCGUGCAAUCCAGAGUAAGUUUAGAACAGUCAUAAAAACAUAACUAUUUAGGGUUCAUAGUUUUUGUUUUUCAGACAAGAGAAUGAAUAUUUGUGGAAUAUUUUUUUUCCUUUAUUGAAUGUGUUUUAGUUUGACUUUUUUUUUUUUUGGCAGUAAGACACUACCCGUCCUACCAUCCUGUAUUACUUCCUAAUGUAAAACAACUAAUAUUUACACUAUGCCAUAUUUUUUUUAUUGUAGUUGUAAAUUAGAAAGAUCCUUGAAUUUUCUACAGAUCUACAACUACUAAAGUAACAGACAAGGGCAAUCUUGAUAUAGAAAUCUGAGCAUGGCAGUUCUACCAUAAAAAGUACUCUAUUUUUCUAAUUUCUAGAAUUUUUAAAAUAAUGUUUCUGUAAGUCUGACAUACUAAUAUUCACUCAAGCAGUACCAUUUAUUUUAGCUUGCAUAUAUUUUAAUUUAAUGUAAUGUAUUAAGUCUAAUAGACUGUUUUGCAAUAAUUAGAAUAAAAGAUUUACUUCUAAUCAGAGAUGCAUAACAGCUCUUAUCUAGGGGACCACCAAAUGUGAUUUCACAGUUUUAACUAUUAGAAACACAAUCCUUAAUAGAAAUUUUAAUUUUGUAAAGUAGUGUAUGAUAUUGUAACAUUAAGUCCUUGUUCUUGAAUCAAAAUUAUGUGUUGAUCUUCAGUGUGUUGUGCUCAGUCUUGCUUCUCUUAAAUGUUGAGACAAGAUUGGUCUUCCUUUUUACAGAUUGUAAUUUUCACUGUUUUAUUCCUGUUUUUUAAAAAAAGUCAUUUGUAACCCAUGCAAACAAUCAUUUGAUCUGUGCUAACUUAUGAAUUUGGCUAUUCAAUAAAGUUAAUUAAAAGAGCUUAUAAACAA
Meriones unguiculatus (Mongolian gerbil) is the source of this 6367-nucleotide messenger RNA. RefSeq names its product SEC24 homolog A, COPII coat complex component (gene Sec24a). Bases 34 to 3342 code for a protein of 1102 amino acids. The record is from RefSeq and is a predicted model, not a curated record. The transcript has 23 exons. Gene Ontology annotation, molecular function: zinc ion binding; SNARE binding. Gene Ontology annotation, cellular component: COPII vesicle coat; endoplasmic reticulum exit site. NCBI's taxonomy places the organism in Eukaryota, Metazoa, Chordata, Mammalia, Rodentia, Muridae. Gene Ontology annotation, biological process: COPII-coated vesicle cargo loading; intracellular protein transport; endoplasmic reticulum to Golgi vesicle-mediated transport.